Messenger RNA from Peromyscus californicus insignis, 7149 nucleotides. Its product is annotated as protocadherin Fat 4-like. The record is from RefSeq and is a predicted model, not a curated record. Gene Ontology annotation, biological process: homophilic cell-cell adhesion. Gene Ontology annotation, molecular function: calcium ion binding. Gene Ontology annotation, cellular component: plasma membrane; cell-cell junction. Lineage: Eukaryota; Metazoa; Chordata; Mammalia; Rodentia; Cricetidae.
CAGGACCAUGAACUUGGCCGCAGACCCGGCACCUGGCCUCAGGCAGCUCCUGCUACUCUCUCCAUCCCUGUGCCAGCUGCUGCGAGUCUGGGGGUUGUUGUCUCUGUUCCCGGGCCUGGCCCGGGUCCAAGCGGCCGAACAGCGUCAGGUGUUCCAGGUGAUGGAAGAGCAGCCCCCAGGGCCUCUGGUGGGACCCAUCCCAACGCGCCCCGGCUUCACCUACCAGCUCAACGAAAGCCACGCCCUGUUCGCUAUUAGCAGCAGCACCGGAGCGCUGCACACCACAGCCACCAUCGACCGCGAGAGCCUGCCCAGCGACGUGGUCAACCUGGUGGUCCUUUCCAGCGCGCCCACCUACCCUACUGAGGUGCGGGUGUUGGUGGGUGACCUCAACGACAAUGCCCCAGUUUUCCCGGUCACCUUCAAGGAGGACAGUGGCAGCGGGCGUCGGGUCAUUCUGGACACCGCCACAAACUCUGACAUCGACUCCAACAGCGUGGACCACCGCUCCUACUGCAUCGUCCGCGGCAACGAGGCGGGUCGCUUUCGACUGGACAUUACCUUGAACCCCAGUGGUGAGGGAGCAUUCCUGCACCUGGUCUCCAAGGGCUGGCUGGACCGCCAGGUCACGCCUCAGUACCAGCUCCUGGUGGAGGACAAGGGUGAGCCAAAGCGGCGGUGUUACCUUCAGGUCAAUGUGACUGUACAGGACAUUAACGACAAUCCCCCGGUGUUUGGCAGUUCCCAUUACCAGGCGGGGGUGCCUGAGGACGCGGCUGUGGGCUCGAGUGUCCUGCAGGUGGCGGCGGCAGACGCAGACGAGGGCACCAAUGCGGACAUCCGUUACCGGCUGCCGGACGAGGGAACCCCCUUCCAGAUGGACCCGGAGACGGGGGUCUUCUCCGUGCGAGAGUCGCUAGACUUUCAGGCCCUGCGACAGUAUUCGCUGACAGUGCAGGCCACGGACCAGGGCGUGCCCUCCCUCACCGGGCGCGCGGAAGCGAUCAUCCAACUGCUGGAUGUCAAUGACAAGGACCCUGUAGUGAAGUUUCGCUACUUCCCCGCCACCUCGCGCUAUGCUUCGGUGGAUGAGAACGCGCAGGUGGGUACAGUGGUGGCUCUGCUCACCGUGACCAACGCGGACUCCCCGGCAGCCAAUGGAAACAUCUCAGUGCAGAUUCUCGGGGGCAAUGAGCAACACCACUUUGAGGUACAGAGGAGCAAGGUGCCCAACCUGAGUCUCAUCAAGGUGGCCAGCGCCCUGGACCGCGAGCGAAUUCCUUCCUACAACCUCACAGUCUCCAUCUCGGAUAACUCCGGGGCGCCCCCUACCGCCGAAGUUCAGGCGCGCUCUUCUGUGGCCAGCUUGGUGAUUUUUGUCAAUGACAUCAAUGAUCACCCUCUGGUCUUUGCGCAGCAAGUGUACAGAGUGAACCUGAGCGAGGAGGCGCCUCCGGGGAGCUAUGUGAUUGGGGUGUCUGCCACCAACGGUGCCUCUGAUCUCAAUGCUAACCUGCGCUACAGCAUCGUCUCUGGAAAUGGGUUGGGCUGGUUCCACAUUAGUGAGCACAGUGGUCUAGUGACCACCAGUGCUGCAGAGGGCCUUGACUGUGAACUCGCCUCCCAGAUUGUACUGAAUAUCAGUGCCCGAGACCAGGGGGUCCACCCCAAGGUGCCCUAUGCCCAGCUUGUGGUAACUGUCUUGGAUGUCAAUGAUGAAAAGCCCGUGUUUAGCCAGCCUGAAGGCUAUGAGGUGUCUGUAGUUGAGAACGCUCCAGCUGGGACUGAGCUGUUGAUUCUAGGGGCAACCAAUGGGGAUCUGAGUGACAACGGGACAGUGCGCUUCUCCCUGCAAGAGGCUGAGAGUGACCGAAGGCUCUUCCGCCUGGAUCCUGUAUCUGGGAGGCUGAGUACUAUCUCCUCCCUAGACAGAGAGGAACAAGCUUUCUACUGUCUAUUGGUUCUAGCGACAGACUUGGGCUCCCCUCCCCAGUCAUCCACAGCUCAGGUGAAUGUCAGUCUUCUGGACAUCAAUGACAACAGUCCUGUGUUCUACUCAGUCCAAUACUUUGCUCAUAUUCAGGAGAAUGAGCCUGGAGGUAGCUAUGUCCCCACAGAGUCUGCUACUGACCCAGACAUGGGUCCCAGUGGAACUGUUCAGUAUAGUAUAUCAGCUGGGGACAGGUCGAGGUUUCAGAUUAAUGCUAAGAGCGGGGUUAUUUCUACAAGAAUGGCCCUAGACAGAGAAGAGAAAACAGCCUACCAGCUGCAAAUAGUGGCCACUGAUGGGGGCAAUUUACAGUCUCCUAACCAGGCCAUAGUAACAGUCACAGUGUUAGAAACACAGGACAACCCACCUGUAUUCAGCCAGGCUGCUUACAGCUUUGUGGUCUUUGAGAAUGUGGCUCUAGGUUACCACGUUGGCAGUGUUUCUGCCACCACCAUGGACCUCAAUGCUAACAUUAGCUAUCUCAUCACUACUGGGGACCAGAGAGGUAUGUUUGUUAUGAAUCCUGUCACAGGGCAGCUGACCACAGCAAGUGUGAUUGAUAGGGAAGAGCAGUCUUUUUAUCAGCUGAGAGUCAUGGCCAGUGGGGGAGCAGUAAUAGGAGACACUGUGGUUAACAUCACAGUGAAAGACUUGAAUAAUAACGCUCCCCACUUCCUCCAGGCAGUAGAAAGUAUAAACGCAGUGGAGAACUGGCAGGCAGGGCAUAGCAUCUUCCAGGCCAAAACCGUGGACCCUGAUGAGGGUGUCAAUGGCAGGGUGCUCUACAUCCUGAAGCAGAACCCCAAGAACCUGUUUGCUAUCAAUGAGCAGAAUGGUAACAUCAGUCUGCUGGCUCCACUGGAUGUCCACGCUGGCUCAUACCAGGUAGAAAUCUUGGCCUCUGAUAUGGGUGUCCCCCAGCUCUCCUCCAGCAUCAUUUUGACAGUUUAUGUCCAUGACGUAAAUGACAACCCUCCAGUGUUUGACCAGAUUUCCUAUGAGGUCACACUUUCUGAGUCGGAGCCUGUGAAUUCUCGAUUCUUUAAAGUGCAAGCUUCCGAUAAAGAUUCUGGGGCACAUGGGGAAAUAGUGUACACUAUCACAGAUGGGAACACUGGGGAUGCCUUUGGCAUAUUCCCAGAUGGCCAGUUGUACAUCAAAAGUGAAUUGGACCGUGAACUUCAGGAGAGGUAUGUGUUAUUGGUUGUUGCCUCUGACUGGGCAGUGGAGCCCCUAAGUGCUACUGUGAAUGUCACCGUAAUUUUAGAAGAUGUGAAUGACAAUAGGCCUUUGUUUAAUAGUACCAAUUACACAUUCUACUUUGAAGAGGAGCAGAGGGCCGGGUCAUUUGUAGGCAAGGUCAGUGCGGUGGACAAAGACUUCGGGCCUAAUGGGGAAGUAAGGUAUGCUUUUGAGGUGGCACAGCCUGAUUUUGAGUUGCAUGCUGUCACUGGGGAAAUCACCAACACUCACAAGUUUGACAGGGAGUCACUCAUGAGGAGACGGGGGACAGCAGUCUUCAGCUUCACAGUGAUAGCCACAGAUCAGGGCCUUCUGCAUGUCUACAUGAAGGACAUCAAUGACAAUGCCCCCAAGUUUCUAAAAGACUUUUACCAAGCUACAGUGUCAGAGACGGCGACCAAUCUGACCCAGGUCUUACAGGUGUCUGCCUCCGAUGUGGAUGAAGGAAAUAACGCCCUCAUUCACUACUCUAUCUUCAAAGGAAACGAAGAAAGACAGUUCACCAUAGACAAGUUCUCUGGUCAGGUGACUCUUAUAGGUAAGUUAGACUAUGAGGCGACCCCGGCCUAUUCCCUCCUCAUCCAGGCAGUGGAUUCAGGGGCCAUCUCCCUCAACUCAACCUGUACUCUAAGUAUUGACAUUUUGGAUGAAAAUGACAACACGCCCUCAUUCCUGAAGUCAACACUAUUUGUGGAUGUCUUGGAAAACAUGAGGACUGGUGAACUGGUGUCCUCUGUUACUGCCACUGAUUCUGACUCUGGUGUCAAUGCAGACUUACACUACAGCAUCACAGGAUCAAACAACCAUGGGACUUUUAGUAUUAGUCCAAACACUGGGAGUAUCUUUCUUGCCAAGAAGUUGGACUUUGAACAGUCUUUAUAUAAAUUAAACGUCACAGCAAAAGACCAAGGGCGACCUCCUAGGUCAUCCACAAUGUCAGUGGUGAUUCAUGUGAGGGACUUCAAUGACAACCCCCCAAGCUUUCCUCCGGGAGACAUUUUUAAGUCUAUAGUGGAGAACAUCCCUCUUGGUACAUCUGUCAUUUCUGUGACAGCGCAUGACCCAGAUGCGAAUAUCAAUGGGCAGCUGUCUUACGCCAUCAUCCAACAGAUGCCCCGAGGCAACCACUUCAGCAUAAAUGAAGUCAAAGAAACCAUCUACACCAGUGCUGAGAUCGACCGGGAAUUUGCCAAUCUCUUUGAGUUAACAGUGAAAGCCAAUGAUCAAGCUGUGCCGAUAGAAACUAGGAGGUAUGCCUUGAAAAAUGUGACCAUUUUGGUAACAGUCAAUGACAAUGUCCCAAUGUUUAUAUCACAAAACGCCCUGGUUGCAGAUCCUUCAGCCAUGAUUGGUUCUGUCUUGACUACCAUAAUGGCUGCAGAACCCGAUGAAGGUGCCAAUGGAGAGGUGGAGUAUGAAAUAGUCAAUGGAGACACAGAAACCUUCACUGUGGAUCGCUACAGUGGAGACCUUCGUGUGGCUUCUGCAUUAGUGCCUUCACAGCUCAUCUAUAACCUCAGAGUAUCAGCCACAGACCUGGGCCCAGAGAGGAGGAAGUCAACCACGGAGUUGACCGUCAUCCUCCAGAGCCUUGAUGGGCCUAUUUUCACACAGAACAAAUACAUAACCAUCUUGAAGGAAGGGGAGCCCAUUGGUACCAAUGUUAUAUCCAUAGAAGCAGCUAGCCCCAGGGGGUCAGAAGCUCCAGUGGAAUAUUACAUCGUUUCCAUUCACUGUGAAGAAAAGACUGUUGGACGUCUCUUUACCAUUGGACGGCAGACUGGGGUCAUUCAAUCUGCAGCCAUUUUGGACCGGGAGCAGGGAGCAUGUCUCUAUCUGGUGGAUGUUUAUGCCAUAGAGAAGUCAUCUGCCUUUCCCAGGACACAGACAGCAGAGGUAGAAAUAACACUUCAAGAUAUCAACAACAACCCACCGGUGUUUCCAACAGACACUCUGGACCUCACUGUGGAAGAGAACAUUGGAGAUGGGUCUAAGAUUAUGCAGCUGACUGCUGUGGAUGCUGAUGAGGGUGCAAAUGCUCUGGUCACAUAUGCCCUCAUUAGUGGAGCUGAUGACAGCUUCCGAAUUGACCCCGAAUCUGGAGAUCUCAUAGCCACCAAGAGGCUGGACAGAGAGCACAGGUCCAAGUAUUCAUUGCUGGUUCGAGCAGAUGACGGCCUUCAGUCCUCUGACAUGAGGAUAAACAUCACCAUCAGCGAUGUGAAUGACCACACCCCCAAGUUCUCCAGGCCUGUGUAUUCUUUUGACAUCCCAGAAGAUACAACCCCAGGUUCUCUGGUAGCAGCUCUUUUAGCCACAGAUGACGACUCAGGUGUGAAUGGAGAAAUCACAUAUGUUGUGGAUGAAGACGAUGGGGAUGGUGUGUUUUUCCUGAACCCAGUUACCAGUGUCUUCAACUUGACUCGAGCCCUGGAUUAUGAAACGCAGCAAUAUUACAUACUUACGGUCCAUGCUGAGGAUGGUGGGGGACAGUUCAGCACCAUCCGAGCCUACUUCAACAUCCUUGAUGUCAAUGACAAUCCACCUGUCUUCAGCAUGAGCUCCUAUAGCACAUCCUUAAUGGAAAAUCUGCCUCUCGGAUCCACUGUCCUUGUGUUUAACGUCACUGACACAGAUGAUGGUGUCAACUCUGAGCUGUCCUACAGCAUUGCUUCAGGUGAAAACCUUGGGCAGUUUGCAGUGGAUAAGCACGGGGUCCUCAAAACCCUCAAGACUUUGGACCGUGAAAGCCAGUCUUUCUACAACCUGGUCAUUCAGGUCCAUGACUCCCCCCAGCCUCCUGCCUCCAGGUUCACAAGCACAGCCCAAGUCUCCAUCAUCUUGUUAGAUGUCAAUGAUAAUCCACCCACGUUUCUUUCCCCCAAGUUGACGUAUGUUCCAGAAAACACACCUAUUGAUACUGUUGUCUUCAAGGCUCAAGCGACAGACCCAGACAGUGGCCCCAACAGCUACAUUGAGUACACUCUACUGAACCCUUUGGCAAACAAGUUCAGCAUUGGGACCAUCGAUGGUGAGGUGCAUCUCAAUGGAGAGCUGGACAGAGAGGAAGUUUCCAAUUACAGCCUGACAGUGGUGGCCACAGACAAAGGACAACCACCCCUGUCCUCCUCUACAGAGGUUGUGGUUAUGGUCCUGGACAUCAAUGAUAACAACCCAGUUUUUGCUCAAGCUGUGUACAGAGUGCAGAUUAAGGAGAACACCCUCACUGGCACAGAUAUAAUCCAAGUGUCAGCAACAGACAGUGACGAAGGCACCAAUGGGCAGGUUCACUAUGGCAUCCUGGCUGGAAACACACAGCAGGAGUUCAGGAUGGACUCCGAUGGCACCAUCAUAGUGGCUAAGUCUUUGGAUUGGGAGACAACCCCUGCUUACACUCUAACUGUUCAGGCUUCGGAUCGGGGCAGUAGCCCCAGAACGGAUGUUUGCACUGUCACCAUCACUUUACUUGACAUGAAUGAUUUUGUCCCUGUAUUUGAGCUGUCUCCGUAUUCCGUGAAUGUCCCUGAAAAUUUAGGGACCCUGCCCAGAACCAUUCUUCAGGUGGUGGCAAGAGAUGAUGAUCGGCCGAAUAGCCAGCUCUCCUAUGUUCUGCUUGGUGGAAACGAAGACAAUGCUUUUGCCCUCAUGGCCAGUGGGGAGCUUCGGGUGACCCAGAGUCUGGACCGAGAAGCAAGGGAUUACUUCGUCCUGGUUGUCACAGCUGCUGAUGCAGGUGCGUCCUGACUAGUUUGCUCAAUUGUGAGUCAGAUCCUCAGGAGCAUGAAUGUAAUUUGUAACUGGAUCACGUUUAUUGAAAUUUGCUAAUGCUUGGAAUAGUUCCUAAAUACAUUGAGUAUAGCUAGUGAGAUUUCAGUGUAAAAUGGCAAGAGAUUUCCCAUAUCACCACUGAGGGGCAG